UCUCUGCUGCUCUGGAUACGCUGGGAGAGGCUGCAGGACCAUGGCUGGGCGAGGGACUGUCCAGCUCUUCCUCUUGUGUCUAACACCAGCUGUGCUAGAGGCCGUGCGGAUCAAUGCAAAGGGCCAGCAGGUGCUGUACCUGGCUCAGGGGGACUCAGUGAGGCUGGGCUGCCCCUACAUCCUGGAGCCUGAGGACAACGGACCCAACAACCUGGACAUUAUAUGGACCAUGGUGAACUCUGACCAGAGGCUGCCGUUCCUGACCUACCAGGACCAGAAGAUCAAGUACGGCAACGUCCUAGGCCUGCAGCAGAGGGUGGCAUUUGUGGCCAAGGACCCAAGCCUGUAUGAUGCCUCCAUCCACCUGGCAAACCUGCAUGUGUCGGACUCGGCCACCUACGAGUGCAGGGUGAAGAAAGCCUCUGUCGACACCCACUUGAUCACCAUUACUGUGCUCGAGAAGCCGGCCGCCCCUCGGUGCUGGAUGGACGGGGAGCCGGCCAGGGGCGGGAACCUCAUGCUCAGGUGCUGCUCUGAAGGGGGCUCCCUUCCCCUCUCCUACCAGUGGUCCAAGAUGGGAGGGGACUAUACCAUGGGCUGGCUGCCCCCCAGGACAGUGCAGGGGCAAGGCUCUGGAGACCUGAUGAUCCAGAGCCUGUCGCAGGAGCAUGCCGGGACCUACAGCUGCCGCGUGACCAACAGGGUGGGUUACACCCAGUGCAUGGUGCAUGUCUCCGUCCCUCGCGCCGGCUACUCAGAUACAAGGAACGUGGGGCUCAUCGUAGGCUCUGUCCUGGGGGCCAUUUUCCUUCUGGUCCUGAUACUCUCGAUCCUCUGGGCCCUGCUGUGGUACUGCAGACGGAGGCACUGCCAGCCCAUGGUGCCCACUGAAAUCAGGUGA
This is a messenger RNA of Dermochelys coriacea (leatherback sea turtle), 901 nucleotides long. RefSeq names its product V-set and immunoglobulin domain containing 8 (gene VSIG8). The record is from RefSeq and is a predicted model, not a curated record. Bases 41 to 901 code for a protein of 286 amino acids. The transcript has 6 exons. Lineage: Eukaryota; Metazoa; Chordata; Testudines; Dermochelyidae. Gene Ontology annotation, cellular component: intracellular anatomical structure.